Molecule: messenger RNA, 1773 nt
Organism: Acanthosepion pharaonis
Lineage: Eukaryota; Metazoa; Mollusca; Cephalopoda; Sepiida; Sepiidae
Source: the annotation of a GenBank genome assembly
AUGCUGGUUGUUCCAACGCCAAACUCCACAGCCAGACGCUCCACACCUAUUUCAAUUCUGUCAGUUUAUUGCAGUUUGUUAUCUGUCUGUCUUUCUAUCUAUCCCAGCUUGUUAAUUAUCUGUCUUAAUUUGAAAAUUAUCUAUUUAUUUCAAUUUGUAAAUAUCUAUCUAUCUAUCUAUCUAUCUAUCUAUCUAUCUAUCUAUCUCAGUUUGUUAAUUAUCUAUCUAUCUAUCUAUCUAUCUAUCUAUCUCAGUCUGUUUAUAUCUAUCUAUCUAUCUAUCUAUCUAUCUCAGUUUGUUAAUUAUCUAUCUAUCUAUCUAUCUAUCUAUCUAUCUAUCUAUCUAUCUAUCUCAGUCUGUUUAUAUCUAUUCUAUCUAUCUAUCUAUCUAUCUAUCUAUCUAUCUAUCUCUAUCUAUCUCAGUUUGUUAAUUAUCUAUCUAUCUAUCUAUCUAUCUAUCUAUCUAUCUAUCUAUCUAUCUAUCUAUCUAUCAUUUUCUUCUUUUCUUUCUCCCUUACUAUUUCUUUUCUUCUUUCUUUUCCUCAUUGAUUCUUUUUUAUUUCUGACUUGCUUCUCUUUCUUCCUUUCUUUCUUUCUUUUUCUUUCUUUCUUUCUUUCUUUCUUUUCUUUCUUUCUUUUUUUUUCUUUCUUUCUUUUUUCUUUCUUUCUUUCUUUUUCUUUCUUUCUUUCUUUCUUUCUUUCUUUCUUUCUUUCUUUCUUUCUUUCUUUCUUUUUUUCUUUCUUUCUUUUUCUUUCUUUCUUUUUCUUUCAUUCAUUCUUUCUUUCAUUCUUUCUUUCUUUCUUUCUUUCUUUCUCUUUCUUUCUUUCUUUCUUUCUUUCUUUCUUUUUCUUUCUUUCUUUCUUUACUUCCACCAGCCAUAUCGGUUUCUUCCUUCGACAUUCUGCCAAAGCCAGCCAUAUCGGUUUCUUCCUUCGACAUUCUGCCAAUACCAACCAUUUCUGUUUCUUCCUUCCUCAUUGUGUCAAUGCUAACCAUUUCUGUUUCUCCCUUCUGCCAAUGCCAAACAUUUCUGUUUCUCGCUUCCACAUUGUGCCAAUGCCAACUAUUUCUGUUUCUUCUUUCCUCAUUCUAGCAUUUCCAACUAUUUCUGUUUAUUCCUUCCUACUUCUGCCAAUGCAAGCUAUUUCUAUUUAUUCCAUCGUCCUUCAGCCAAUGCCAACAAUUUCUGUUUCUUCCUUACUCAUUAUGCCAAUGCCAACCAUUUCUGUUUCUUCCUUCCUCAUUCUUCCAAUGACAACAAUUUCUGUUUCUUCCUUCCUCAUUAUGCCAAUGCGAACCAUUUCUGUUUCUUCCUUCCUCAUUCUCCCAAUGCCAACCAUUCCUGUUUCUUCCUUUCCUCAUUCUUCCAAUGACAACAAUUUCUGUUUCUUCCUUCCUCAUUAUGCCAAUGCCAACCAUUCCUGUGUCUUCCUUUCCUUAUUCUUCCAAUGCCAACCAUUUCUGUUUCUUCCUUUCCUUAUUCUUCCAAUGCCAACCAUUUCUGUUUCUUCCUUUCCUUAUUCUUCCAAUACCAACCACUUCUGUUUCUUCAUUUCUCAUUCUUCCAAUGCCAACCAUUUCUGUUUCUUCCUUCCUCAUUCUUCCAAUGCCAACCAUUCCUGUGUCUUCCUUUCCUUAUUCUUCCAAUGCCAACCAUUUCUGUUUCUUCUUUCUGCCAAUGCCAAGCAUUUCGGUUUCGUCCUUCCUCAUUCUUCCAAUACCAACCACUUCUGUUUCUUCAUUUCUCAUUCUUCCAAUGCCAACCAUUUUUGA